Messenger RNA from Fonsecaea erecta, 1317 nucleotides. RefSeq lists its product as hypothetical. The transcript is spliced from 2 exons. NCBI's taxonomy places the organism in Eukaryota, Fungi, Ascomycota, Eurotiomycetes, Chaetothyriales, Herpotrichiellaceae. The record is from RefSeq and is a predicted model, not a curated record. Gene Ontology annotation, molecular function: oxidoreductase activity. Bases 1 to 1317 code for a protein of 438 amino acids.
AUGGCCACGGCAUCUCACAUCGAGCUGAACCCGGCCAGCGCGGGUGUCUACCAUGUCCCAGAUAUAACCGCAGAAUCUGGCAAGAUCGGGAGCCAGCUGCUGCAGGAAAAUCACGACAAGUUCCAUAUCUACUUCAAUACCGGCGGCUUCCACAACCAUAUCGCCCAUCACCUUCUGAGCAUUUACGCCCUGGGAGCCACCCCCGAAGAGAUCCAGAAGGCGUUCGAUAUCAACAAGUCCUAUCAAAGACCGCAAUACCCGGUAGACAAUCGAGAAGUUGAAGCGCUGGCAGAUCACGACAAAUUCAAGGAGUUCUUGGGCAAGGAGAAAUACUUCCAUGACUUUGAGAUCUUCUUCCAGAAAGAAAUCGACGAAAAGGGCUGGGAGCAGGUCUUGAAUGAGCAGGUGUUUGCGCGGAACGAGCAUGCUGACAGGAUGCUCGACAGAAUGUUUGCUGGCUUCCUACACCCCCUGAUUCAUCUCGGAUUCGGCGUCGAGUUCAAGCAGCCGGCGAUCAUUGUUGAAGCACUCGCCCAAGCAGCAAUACAUGACGGGUGGACGGGCAAAUUCCUCCACGCCGCCGAAGACGCCGCGAAGGCCAGCACCGCGUCGAAAAGCUUAGUGCAGCUCAUCCACGAGGCUCGUGCAAACGAAAAGCUGCGUACCUCAGCUCACUGGGAAGAUGGCAACAAAGUCCGGGACGGUGUAUUGGUCCGCGCCCCCGAUGAAAUGGUAUCAUUGGCGUCUCAAUGGCACGUCAAGCCUGACGAGCUGGAACAGAAGACGGCCGAGAUGAUGAAUGCCUCGGUGUACUUUGCGGGUGCAGCACAGAAACCUACCAAGGCGAUCAAGUUCGACUUCUUCUACAUGCACUGCGUCAACUGCUCCAUCUUCUUCUCGGCAUUCAUCAAGGAGCCCUGGCUGAAGAUGGAGGACAAGUGUCGGCUGCUGGAAUGGAAGGGUCGCCUGGAUCUCGCACUGUACGUGUCACGGGGCUGUCCAGAGUUGCUGAUCGAUGAAAUCAAGAACUACCAACCUAAGAACCCGAGCGACGGCUGGGCAGAAAUCAUCCGUCGGGUGGACAAGUUCCCGGACGAUGGACAUGCCAGUAAGCUUGUCCGUGCGAUUGCACACAGCGAGCAAGCUUGCAAGCAAUUCGAGACUCUGGAGGAUGAUGUCUUCCCGAUCAAAGGCGACAUGUUCUUGAAGCUGGGCCACAUGGCAAUUGACUCGGUGGAAACAAGUGAGCCGAAUUGGGUGAGGUCGGCCGGCUUUGAAGAGGCUUGGGAGAAGAUUCCAGGACGGGCAAAACUGUAG